ACAGCUCUUAUUGUGAAGGUCCCGGCCAGCAGGAGCCUCUCCCUCCCUCCCUCCCUCCGUCGGAUCAGAGUUCAGCGUCCCUUUCCCGUCCCGAACCGAACCGAAGCCGAGCCGAGCCAUGUCCUUCCUGCUGCCGCUGCUGAUCAGCCUCCUGCUCGGUCUGCUGCUCUGGAUCCUCCGCGGCAGAACCAGGAAACCAGGCGAGCCUCCACUGGUGAAAGGCUGGAUCCCGUUCGUGGGGAAGGCUCUGGACUUCGGGAAGGACGCUCACAAGUUCCUGGAGGAACAUAGGAGGGAGCAUGGGGACGUGUUCACGGUCCGGAUCGCAGGUAAAUACAUGACCUUCAUCAUGGACCCCCUGCUGUACCCCAGUAUCAUCAAGCAGGGCCGGCAGCUGGACUUCCACGAGUUCACCAACAAGGUGGCUCCUCUGACCUUCGGCUACCCGCCCGUCCUCCGCACCGCCUUCCCCGGCCUCUGGGAGCAGAUCAAGCGCUCCUUCCAGCUGCUGCAGGGGGACCACCUGGCACCGCUGACAGAGAGCAUGAUGGGUAACCUGAUGCUGGUGUUCCGUCAGGACCACCUGAACGGGGAAAGCGACUGGAGGAGAGGCAGCCUGUACGAGUUCUGCUGCUCCGUCAUGUUCGAGGCCACAUUCCUGACCAUCUACGGCAGGCCAGCGACCGGCGUCCGCCACGGAGGGAUGGACCGUCUGAGGAACGACUUCCACAAGUUCGACAACAUGUUCCCGUUCCUCAUCGCUCAGAUUCCCAUCUGGCUGCUGGGGCGGACCCUGGCCGUCCGCCAGAAGCUGAUCUCCUACUUCCUGCCACAGCACAUGGCCCAGUGGACCAACACUUCCCAGUUCAUCCAGAGAAGAGCCGAGCUGUUUGAGCAGCACGACGAGCUGAAGGACGUCGAUAAAGCUGCUCAUCACUUCGCUAUCCUGUGGGCGUCAGUGGGCAACACGCUCCCCGCUACCUUCUGGGCCGCCUACUUCCUGGUGAGUCAGGUGGAGGCGUUGAAGGUGGUGCGCCAGGAGAUCGUUGAUGUCCUGCGGGACAGUGGAGUGGACUUCAGCAACAGCAGCGACAUCAUGCUCAGCAAAGAGCAGCUGGACAAGCUCGUCUUUCUGGGUGCGUUCCAGUUCGCGUUCAGGUCAGUGGUGCAGCGGGUCGAUAACGGGCCGUCUCCAUCCUCAGAGAGCGCCAUCAACGAGAGCCUCCGCCUGUCCUCGGCCUCCAUGAACAUCCGGGUGGCCCAGGAGGACUUCAGUCUGCGGCUGGACUCCGACCGAUCGGUGGGCGUCAGGAAGGGAGACAUCAUCGCCCUGUACCCUCAGAGUCUGCACCUGGACCCCGAGGUCUACGACGACCCACAGACGUUCCGGUUUGACCGCUUCGUGCAGGACGGCAAAGGGAAGACAGAUUUCUCCAAAGACAGACAGAAGCUGUCCUACUUCCUGAUGCCGUUUGGUUCCGGAUCGUCCAUGUGUCCCGGUCGAUACUUUGCCAUCAACGAGAUCAAGCAGUUUGUCUGUCUGCUGCUGCUGUACUUCGACCUGCAGCUGGAGGACGGGCAGAACCGACCCGGUCUGGACCCGAGCCGAGCCGGUCUGGGAAUCCUGCUGCCCUCCUCGGAUGUCCGGUUCCGCUACAGACUGCGGUCCGUGUGACCCGGAGCGGCGCUGAAGUCCAGAUGUCUUGUUCCCUCUGGAGGUUCUCAGGGUCUGGACUCAGUCCGGAGGUUUGGGUUCUGGUCGGGGGUUGGGUCCACCUGGAGGACUGUGAUGGCGCUGCAGCAGAGAUCCUGCUGGAGGGAGCGACUGCUAACAGCGCCUCCUGCUGGUCAAGCUGCAGAACUGUCCCAGAUUAAACCUGGUUCUGAUCCAAUUUGUCAGGGCCGGCCCAAGCCUCCAUGGGGCCCUAAGCAAAAUUUGGUUUUGGGGCCCUCUAGUUCUGCUAUUAAUGUGGACCGGCUGGAAUCAGCAGCCCAAUCAUUAGAUCAUUCAUUCAAUUUAAUUAUAGAAAUAUCCAGAGAAUCAACUCAUUUAAAGUUUAAACUCAGUUUCACACAAAGACGCAGCAUAAAUGUUUACUGCUGAACUGGACCGGUCCAGGUCGCUAUCAAGCUAAUGUUCUGUUAGCAGCUUUACUAAUCUUUACAUGACAUUAGCAAGGCUCAUUAAAACAAACCUUUAUCUUGGCUGUUUCUAUUCUUCCUUUUCUUUUCUCCCUCCCUGAAGGAUCGGUCCUUUUCUGAGACAUAGUUUUACUAACUUAACUUCUGACCUUUGGACCUUUAGAUGUUCUGAACAGCAGCUCAUGGUACCGGGGAAGCAUGCGGUACCUACCGCGGCCACCAGGGGGCCCAAGAGCAAUUUAUUUUACUUCUUUUUAUCAAGAAAAUAAUAAUUUCCACAUACAUUAUCAAAUAUAUAUUAUUGUAAAAACAAAUCAUUUCAUGGUGAAAUUGUGAGUUUUAUGUUAUUAUAAUGACAUAGAAAUUAUUACUAAAAACAAAAUUAAAAAUCUACUUCACUGAGGGGGCCCAUUGGUGGCCUUGGGGCGGCUGAUUAGUUUGCUUAUGCCUUGGGCCAGCCCUGCGAUUUGUUAUGUAAUUUUAUCCACAGCAGGAAUUUAUUUUCUGUCUCGUGUUAUUUUUUUUACUUUAAUUCUUUGUUCAAUAUUAAACCGUAUGUUUUCUAUCUAUGCUGCUGUUUUAGCUUCAUGUUUAGCUAUUAGCUUUUGGUUCUUAUUGAAACAUCUUGGUGCCGCUAAGGUUUGGGUCGGAACCUACCCAGAUCUUCUUCGCUUCCUGUUUCUUCCAAAUAAAAACGUUUAAAUAUG
Xiphophorus couchianus (Monterrey platyfish) is the source of this 2849-nucleotide messenger RNA. RefSeq names its product 25-hydroxycholesterol 7-alpha-hydroxylase-like. Lineage: Eukaryota; Metazoa; Chordata; Actinopteri; Cyprinodontiformes; Poeciliidae. Gene Ontology annotation, molecular function: oxidoreductase activity, acting on paired donors, with incorporation or reduction of molecular oxygen; iron ion binding; heme binding. The record is from RefSeq and is a predicted model, not a curated record. The transcript has 5 exons. Gene Ontology annotation, biological process: cholesterol homeostasis; bile acid biosynthetic process. Bases 119 to 1675 code for a protein of 518 amino acids.